AUGGCCCGGAGCCCCGGGGCGCCGGCCGCCUACGGGGAGGAGUUCUCCUUCGUCAGCCCGCUGGUGAAAUACCUGCUGUUUUUCUUCAACAUGCUUUUUUGGGUGAUUUCCAUGGUGCUGGUGGCUGUGGGAGUGUACGCUUGGCUGAUGAAGCACGCAGAAGCAGCUUUGGCCUGUCUGGCAGUGGACCCUGCUAUCCUACUGAUCGUGGUGGGCGUCCUCAUGUUCCUGCUCACCUUCUGCGGCUGUAUUGGAUCCCUUCGUGAAAACAUUUGCCUCCUGCAGACAUUCUCACUCUGCCUCACCACGGUGUUCCUGCUGCAGCUGGCGGCCGGGAUCCUGGGCUUCCUCUUCUCAGACAAGGCUCGGGGGAAAGUGAGUGAGAUCAUCAAUAAUGCCAUUGUGCACUACCGAGAUGACUUGGACCUGCAGAACCUUAUUGAUUUUGGUCAGAAGAAGUUCAGCUGCUGUGGGGGUAAUUCCUACAAGGACUGGUCCCAGAACAUGUACUUCAACUGUUCAGAAGACAACCCUAGCCGUGAGCGCUGCUCUGUACCUUAUUCCUGUUGCUUGCCUACCCCCAACCAGGCAGUGAUCAACACCAUGUGUGGCCAAGGUAUGCAGGCCCUGGACUACUUGGAGGCUAGUAAAGUCAUCUACACCAAUGGCUGUAUUGACAAACUGGUCAACUGGAUACACAGCAACCUCUUCUUACUCGGUGGUGUAGCACUGGGACUGGCCAUCCCCCAGCUCGCAGGAAUCUUGCUGUCCCAGGUCCUCGUGAAUCAGAUCAAAGGUCAGAUCAAACUACAGCUCUACAACCAGCAGCACCGGGCUGACCCGUGGUACUGA
Talpa occidentalis (Iberian mole) is the source of this 852-nucleotide messenger RNA. It is a transcript of the gene TSPAN33, whose product is annotated as tetraspanin 33. NCBI's taxonomy places the organism in Eukaryota, Metazoa, Chordata, Mammalia, Eulipotyphla, Talpidae. The record is from RefSeq and is a predicted model, not a curated record. Gene Ontology annotation, cellular component: membrane. The transcript is spliced from 8 exons. The coding region runs from base 1 to 852 and encodes 283 amino acids.